UCCAGCUGUUUAGUUUCUUUCUUUUGAUCCAUCAGUCUAUAAAUAACACCUUUCUUUUCGCUCCUCCUAAUUGGCUUAACCAACACGGAUUUACAUUUAUUUUAAAGCAGACGAUAGACUUGGACACUAUCUGUACACCACUGAGGCUGAGUGCUGUUGAACAUUAGGUGUUUACUCUUCGUUUUUUGUUGGACCAGAAUAUGCCAUCAGUUUCAUUCAGCAGCCUCAUUAGGACACACAUGCCAUUUCUAAUGUAUUCCUCAGAGCUGAUUAUUGAGGCUGGAAUUUGUCCAGUUUAAUUGAGGCUAGGGGUGAACAUGUAUGUAUGUGACGUAUGUUGGGUCUUUAAUAACAGGGGGCAGAGCGGCCAGCAGGACAUAAAGGCAGGAGUCCUGGUUUUGUCCAGAGAGACAGAGUCUGUCUGUUAACAUGUCCAUCACGGUGUUUCUGUCAGUGCUCCUGAUGCUGGGGGGGCUUGGUGGGGCAGUGACAACUGACCUGCGGGUUUUUGGGAAAUCAGCCCAUGGAGGUAAAAGUUUGCUGAGCAGCGGUGAUGGGAGGCACGUAGUGAGGAAAUAUUUGCACCAACAGACCAAAAGUGACUCCCAAAGGAGUUUGGAUAUCGAAACCUUCAACAUCCACUCAACCCCCCCCAGCAAAAUAAGCCUCCCCUCCAUCGUCAAGCUGUACCCACCCACCGCCAGACCCCUCCACCUGCACGCCAACAUGCCCAUGCGCUUUGGGAGGCAGAGCAGUUCCAGUGAGGACAGGGGCCAAAAAUCCACCCCCAACAUGCCACAGAGGUUCGGACGGGCUUGGGAAACGGUUCAAAUGUGUGCAGGGUGCCCAAAAGUCCGAGGGGUAGUGAACACAGUGCUGCCUCAGAGGUUUGGGAGGAGCAGUCUGUACUGGCUUUUAAAGACGAUGGUCAAUGAUCAGUUACCGAACAAUGGCAUGCACUGGAGUAAAGAUGUGGACCUCACAGCCAGUUCAGAAGAGAUGGAGACACAGGACAAAUCUUUUAAAGAGUGAUGAUGAAUGUAAAUAACAAAAUAGUGUUUUUAGCUCUAAAGGAAAAUAUUUAAGACAAAAUUUUGACUGAAUAAGUUGAUUUAAAGAUGCCAAUGUAUGAGUCUCUUUCAAUAAAAAAAUGUGUUGUGACAAAUAAAACAUUAACAAUAAAACUUUCAAGCUGUA
Messenger RNA from Notolabrus celidotus (New Zealand spotty), 1197 nucleotides. RefSeq names its product neuropeptide VF precursor (gene npvf). Gene Ontology annotation, biological process: neuropeptide signaling pathway; negative regulation of gonadotropin secretion. The transcript is spliced from 3 exons. The record is from RefSeq and is a predicted model, not a curated record. NCBI's taxonomy places the organism in Eukaryota, Metazoa, Chordata, Actinopteri, Labriformes, Labridae. Bases 430 to 1032 code for a protein of 200 amino acids. Gene Ontology annotation, molecular function: signaling receptor binding.